Molecule: messenger RNA, 1311 nt
Organism: Hemicordylus capensis (graceful crag lizard)
Lineage: Eukaryota; Metazoa; Chordata; Lepidosauria; Squamata; Cordylidae
Gene: PTHLH
Product: parathyroid hormone like hormone
Exons: 4
Coding region: 446-994 (182 amino acids)
Biological process (GO): osteoblast development; bone mineralization; regulation of chondrocyte differentiation
Cellular component (GO): extracellular region
Molecular function (GO): peptide hormone receptor binding; hormone activity
Source: RefSeq, a predicted model, not a curated record
GAGCUGUCAUGUGAGCGAGAGAUCCCAGGCGAAGAAACAGGAGCCUAAACCAGUCGGGCUGAAAGGGUUAAUAAUGAAGAGGAAGGGGGGGCUGGCCAGGCUCCAGAUGUUCACAGCUGUUCUUCAGGGCUCUGGCGAACGCGAAAUACUACCUCCAGCCCCGAGCAUUUUCUCACAUAUGAAGAUUAAACAAGAAAAGGGGGUUCUUCAUACCCCACCCCCAGUGUAAAUUGUCAGCGAGAGCUUUGCACCGCCUCGCUGUGUGGGGUUUGAUCGCCUUUGGCUUCCAUGGGUGACGGGAGAGAGAAGGAGGGGAAAACUUUCCACAGACUUUUGGCUUAGUGGUUGCGUGGAGGAUUCCCACAGGGGUGGAUUGAGCGCCCUCCCUUCCUUGUCUCACCGUUGGAAUCAGUAGCUCGUUCCAAAGACCCACAACAGAGCGACAAUGUUCCCGAGACUCUUUCAACAGUGGAGCGUCGUAGUCUUUCUCCUGAGUUACUGUGUACCCUCCUCUGGACGAUCACUGGAAGGAAACAGCCGCAGACUCAGCAAAAGGACAGUAUCAGAAUAUCAGCUGCUGCACGACAAAGGCAAGUCUUUGCAAGAUAUACGAAGACGAAACUUCCUGCAAAAUUUAAUUGAAGGGGUUAACACAGCAGAAAUCCGAGCUAUGUCAGAGGUAUCGCCUAACCCUAAACCUUCCACAAUUGCAAAGAACUAUGCUGCCCGAUGCUGCAGUGAUGACGAGGGCAAAUACCUGACCCAAGAGACCAACAAAGCUCAGACGUACAAAGAGCAGCCCCUUAAGACACCAGGGAAGAAAAAGAAAGGGAAGCCUGGGAAACGUAAGGAGCAAGAGAAGAAAAAGCGGAGGGUUCGUUCAGCCUGGCUCAGCUCAAGAUGGUCUGGUAGUGGAAUGGCAAAGAUGCCUCUCUCGGAUAUGGUUCUUACUGCACAUGUUACACGACAAGGAGGUGUUGACAUGGUCAGCUGAGAUAUUUGGAAAACACAUUGCAGUAUUCUGAAAUAGUGAGCAUAUGGAAAGUGUUAGAAGUAAAUCCUGGCCCCAGAUGCUCUCCAAAACUGCACGUUUGAACAUUGUGAAUAGUGGGGGAUUUAUUAUUUUUUUUGCUAAGACAAUUCUUGUCACAUUUAACAUAAUUUAUUUUAUUGAAUGAUGUAUUUAUUUCCAUCUUGGUGCUGCUGACUUUAUAUAAUUUUUUUUUGGAACAUAAAUGCACUUUAGAGAUACACUACAUCUUGUGUUGAUAAGACAUAAAUAAACUUUUCCUGUUUUUGUAUUGGUUUUAA